GUAGCAGGGUCUAUGAUGGUCCACGAUCCACGAACAAGCGACUUGCAAGCAACUUAUGAUCAAAUUCAGAAAGCUGGAAAAAAUAGUGUAGAUGGCAUAGUAAAGUGGCUGCAGGAUUCUCAAAUCAUCGACAAAGCGAAAGAAAGCGAGGACAAAGUACGAUCUUAUUUCGCUGACGCCGCCAACAAGAGUGAAAUAACUGCUGAAAAGUUCAAAGAGGCUAUGGGUAAAAUAGCCAAUGAACAGAAGAAGAACGUCGAAGACCUUUCCAAGAGCUUAGCGGACUAUGGAAGUACGUUGAUGAGCGCUUUACAAGCGGGAGCGCAAGCGGCGGCGAGCGCGUUCAAAGAAAAAAUGGACAAAAAAUAGCGUCGAUUAAUGUUUAAUACAAUGAUUCUAAUAAAUACUUGCUAAAAAAAACUAGUUUGUUGGGUCUUAUAAUAUUUUGUGAGUAUAUCUCGCGAUGUAGCUCAUAAGUACUGUAUGGAAAUGAUCCAAGUACUGACUUUUCCUUCGCUUCUGUCAUUCUGAUACUUUUCGGUCACCGUAUUUAAUUAAGAUUUUCACUUUAGUUUUGCGGGUUCAAACCCUUCCUCGUACCAAUGAAUUUUUCAGAACUUAUAUACGAUAUAAGUAUGAUUUGAUAUUCGGUGAAAGAAAACGUCGUGAGGAAGCCGGACUAUUUCCCAAUAAGGCCUAGUUUUCCCUCUGGAUUGGAAGGCCAGAUAGCAGUCGCUUUCGUAAAAACUAGUACCUACGUUAAUUCUUAGGAUUAGUUGUCAAGCGGACCCCAGGCUCCCAUGAGCCGUGGCAAAAAGCCAGGAUAACGCUAGGAAGAUGAUGAUGGCUUUAGUUACGCCCCGAAAUCUCCUCUUUGCGCGUCGAACAU
This is a messenger RNA of Cydia pomonella (codling moth), 889 nucleotides long. RefSeq lists its product as uncharacterized. Bases 13 to 369 code for a protein of 118 amino acids. Gene Ontology annotation, molecular function: tubulin binding. The transcript has 3 exons. Gene Ontology annotation, biological process: microtubule polymerization. The record is from RefSeq and is a predicted model, not a curated record. Lineage: Eukaryota; Metazoa; Arthropoda; Insecta; Lepidoptera; Tortricidae.